GAGACUGACGGCAGUGAUGCUCAGAACGAGUAGCCAUUAUUGACUUCACAAAUAAUUAAUUUCAGAAAGAAGGUCUUGUAAUAUCGGUCGAGGUUUACUGUUUUCAUUAACAUUUGGCUCAUAUCACAAUACAUUUUGUUUUAUUUUUUUAUUAGUGGGUAGCACAGCCUACAUGGAUUUAUACGGAAAGAUGUCUGCCACUCAGGGGACCACUCAAGGGAAGGAGGGUGGGGACCAGAACUUUGACUACAUGUUCAAGCUGCUGAUCAUUGGGAACAGCAGCGUGGGUAAAACCUCCUUCCUUUUCCGCUACGCUGACGACGCCUUCACCUCAGCCUUCGUCAGCACUGUGGGCAUCGACUUCAAAGUCAAGACUGUCUACAAGAAUGACAAGAGGAUCAAAUUGCAGAUCUGGGACACGGCGGGGCAGGAGCGGUACCGGACCAUCACCACUGCUUACUACCGCGGAGCCAUGGGCUUCAUCCUUAUGUAUGACAUCACAAACGAGGAGUCCUUCCAUUGUGUGCAGGACUGGUCGACCCAGAUUAAGACCUAUUCGUGGGACAACGCCCAGGUGGUGUUGGCUGGGAACAAAUGUGACAUGCAGGAGGAGAGGGUGGUGGCUGCAGACAGUGGGAGACAACUGGCAGAACAACUGGGUUUUGAGUUCUUUGAGACAAGUGCCAAGGACAACAUCAACGUCAAGCAGACCUUCGAGCGCCUCGUUGACAUCAUCUGUGACAGGAUGUCCGAAAGCCUGGACACUGACACCGCCGUUACCAUGGGAACACCCAGCGCCAAACUGACAGACAGCGCCCCGCCCCUCCAGCAGCCCGCCUGCAACUGUUAGUGGCUCCUCCCAGUUACUGUGUCGCCAAGAUACCCAGUCCCUUAGAUGUAGUCUGCAUCCCAAAUUACAUCCUAUUACCUAUUUCAGAGUUUCUUAAACUAUGGGUUGGGACGCAAAAUGGGGCCUGGGCAUGUGAGAGGUGAGUCGCAUUAUAGAAUACAUCUAUAAUCACACACAAUUUCUUCUUAAUAUGAGUCGUUGGAGGACGAUUUGGUUCACGGGAUGAUGGUACAUUUUUUAUUUGGGUCUCGAGCUGAAAAAGUUUAAGAACCCCUGCCUUAUAUAAUGCACUACUUGAGCAGGACCCACAUAGUGCUCUUGUCAAAAGUAGUUCACUAUGUAGGGAAUAGGGUGCUAUUUUGGAUACAGACAGUCUUAAAAGUACAAUGCUGAUAUUUUUAAAAUCUUAAUAUCAUAUAAUUUCUGGGUAACAAUAAAAUACCUUACUGUUAUUGUUUUCAAUUAAAAUGGUAAAAAAUAAACAAAAUUGCUUCUUAGCAAAGAGCAAUUUCUCAAGCAAGAAUUUUGCUAUAGCAAGUGGUCUUGGGAGUGGUCUGAGUGGGGAGGGGACAACUGAAAACUAGCUGUUAUUGGCAGAGAGGUUUGGAACUCUCUUUCUUAUUGGUCUAUUUCCUAAUUUAACGCCUGGUGUUGUCAAUAGGCAGGCCAAAACUCCAUUCCACCAAAACAGGCUGAAAUUUCAGGCGGCCUUUUCAAACUGCUCUUACACUAAAAGGGCAUUAUCAUAAUUUACACAGUCACAGUAUUAUUCCAACCUCAUAGUAUGGAAAUAUAUAUAAAACACAGGAAAUCACAUUUUUUACUGUACUGGGCCUUUAAAGCAGGGGUGCACAACUAAAGUCCUGGAUGGCUGCUGUGAAGGAUGACUUUCCUCCUUGCCUUUUAGUCAGAGAUUGACCAGUGUAGCUGCUGUAGGUGCACUGUCUGGCCAAUCAGUGACAGUAGUUGAUCAAUUAAGUGCCAGGAUGGAAGGAAAACCAGAAGGACUUCAUCCCUAGUGGACUGGAGUUGUUCACACUUGUCUUUCUGUAUCCUGCACUGUAACAGAAAACGAAUUUAUUCAGUCAUUUUGAGUAUGAUCAUUGGUAAAAUACUCUGAAACGUUUUACUACAGCAUACUGUAUAUUAUGGUACAUUGUGGGAAAACGUUUUGGUCGGAGAAGUCAUUGCUUUGUUUCGAAUGGUACUGUAAUUCCCCCCCACAGAAUACAGCACCAUACCGUAUCUUUUGAGGGCCAAAAACCUUUUGACCACUAAUGGGUGAAUGGUAUUGUUGUGCAUCUCAAAAAGGAUAUUUUUGUUUUUGUUUCACUGUUGAAUCAGUCCCUAAAUGUUCUGCAUGUCAGCAUUCAAGUUUUCAAGAUAUUCAAAACGCAUCAUACUGUGACACUUUCGGUAUUUUGAAAGUUAUUUAUCUUGAAAACUUGAUUGCUGACAUGCAAAAAAACAAGGGACUGUAUCAUCGGUGGACUAAUGAAAAACAUACAGAAAGGUAAUAUUCCCUUUAACAUAUUCUGAGGCUUGCACCUGCAUGUGAGAAUGCUGUACCAAUUUGACUGCUAUGUGGUGAUAGUGACCCAUUCAUUCAUAAUGUAUAGUGGACAGAUUAGAGUGGCAGCAAGUCAAACCUUAGGUGGUUGAGCAUGUUGCCAGGUCCUUUUGGUCUGUUUUGCCCUGUAGUCGCUGUCAGUUUGGAAACCUUGGUUAAGGCCUCUAGAUAGGCAAGUGAUACAAAACACCAAAUAUGAAUUAAUAUGAUAUAAUGUGUAAACACUUUACAUAGCAGCCAACUUGCUUGCACCACUCCCUUGUAAUUACAGUAAAAUACUGUAAAGUACAAACCCCUCCCCUCAAUGAAUUUCAUUAAUCCGUUCAUUCAUUCUGAUUACGGUAGAAUUAACUUUUUUGUAGUAUAAUAGGGUACAUUUUACGGUAUUGUACUGUAUGCGUCAUUACCAAGUACUUGCAUUGCAUUUGUUUCUGCUCUCUUGCCAACUCUUUAUGGAAUUGUGGAGUUGGCAAGAGCACAGAUCAGUGACCAGGCUAGCAAUCAAUGUAUGUCCCUCUCCAUAGCUGUGUUGAGGAACAGAUACACACUUCACACCUUUACCUCGAAACACAGAGGGUCUGAGGCCUAUUAUAGUGUGGCUGAUAAUAGGACAUUACAAACAUACAUUAUUCUCUUUAGUUUACCAUACAAUAUCCACAAAAAUGAUGCUCGUAAAGGCUUUUAGAAUUCAAUGUGUGGUCAAUGCAUGUACUGCACAGUAGCUUUCCAGCUGGCUUCAAAGACUUGUUAUCAAUUGUAAUUCUGUGAGGAGAACCCAUAGCUGUCACUGUUUUUACUGUCCAUCGUAAAACCUGCCGGACACACAGUUAUAAUCAGUGCUUUCAUUUAUUUAUCCUUCUAUUUAUGUAUUUAUUUUAUUUUGUAUGUAUUGUUGUUACAUAGUCUUCUGCCACAGCCAAACUAUAUCAUUAAGUGUACUGUAUACAAACUGGUAGGUAGUAGUGAUUUCUGUUUGCAGUUUGUGUGUGCGUGCGUGACCGUGUGCCUGUGUGUUUUAGGAAAAAUUAAUGAGUGUGGCUGUGUGAGUACUUUCAAUCAUCUACCUUGGAUAAAAACAAAUGUGGCCUUUUAGUAUUUCCAACAUGGCCUCUUCUCCUUUGUGCUCACCUGCCACAUUUAUUUCAUAUUUAAUGAAUAUACUAUACAUGCAUUGUGUCUAUGUGAGUACUGUAUUAUACUGUACAUGUUUUGUAGUAGUAGUCCUGAUGUGUGAUCUGAUGAGUGUCUGCAUUUCUGCUAAACUGAAUAGAUCCUCUUUUCCUAGCCUUAAUAAGAAUAAUACAAGUGUGAUGUCAAAUAGCCAAUAACCUAAGUUGUGUUUUUAUACCCAGACCCUUACAUUUAGCUUUACCCAAACAAUAAACCCUUCCCUCAUUUCCAGCAGAUUGACAUUUCUUGUUUUGAAUCUUGCCCUGGAGGCAGAACUGAGUGGUUUCUGCUAGAUAGGCCAGCUGCAAAGUCAAAAUGGUCUAUGUUGUAGAAAUGUAUGAAAACAAACAUGUGAUUUUUGGUCUUAAUUUAAGGUUAGGGUUAGACAUUAGGCUUAGCAAUGUGGUUAAGGUUAGAGUUAAGGUAAGUUUAAAAUCAGAUUUUAUGAAUUUGUGGCUGUGCCACCUAGUGACCACUCUGCAGAGCUGCCUCCAGUACAUUAUUUAUGUCAAUAAAUACCAACCUGCUCAUUUCCACUUCUCAAGAGAAAUGAAAACAUAUAAUUCACAAAUUAAACACAGCCAAGAUAUGAUAUGUUAUGACCGAUGGAUACUGAAGCCAUGAUAGAUAGUCUGUCUGACUGGAUAAACAGCAAUAUUCUAUGAAACAGACAAAACAUCCAUAUUUCAUAUACCUGCUCCAGUAUAUGGGUUCCCUUUUAUAAGAAACUAGUGCACCUUUUCCACAUCCCUGACCAGCUUAGGGAUCAUGUUAUUAUUGUCACUCCAUCCUUGGCUGAAGCAAAUUGUCCUUUACAUCGAGAAUGUCCUGUAAAUCCCAGUAAAGAUAAUCUCUUCUAUAUAUUAAGUGAAUAGUUACAUUGAUCCUUUAGCUACAAAUUACCUAGAAACAGAAUAGUAAAAAUAUAUAAUUGUGCCAAAAAACUGGCUGUAGUUUGUUUUGCGCCGUCUAGAGUUUCUGCAUAGAAAAAUGAAGGUUCAGAAAAGUUGCAUGAAGACAUUGAAUUAUCUAUAUUUCUAUCUAUAAAGGUGUAUAUUGUCUAUGUUUAAGUGCAUCCUCAUAGCUUUGUCUGUGGGGUGCAAUGGGCCAACAAGUGCAAUAUUCUAUGAAUGAUUUCCUAUACAUAGUACUCCUAGUAGUUAUACCUGCAGUAGAGUGACUGUUCUAAUGUUCUUGUUGUACUGUAUGGCACUGCAAGCAUCACACACACUAAAUAUGUGCUUUAUCUGGGAUUCGCUGUGAGGUGAAGUUGUGUGUGUGUGUGUGUGUGUGUGUGUUAUUGUACGUGUUGACCUUUUCUACUGAUGUAUUCAUGUACUACUUAUUAUAUACUGUUCUUGUUAGCUAACUGUUGGUGAACUCGUACUAUACGUCAAGAUGCAGUGUUGUGAAAGAUAGUCAGGGAAAUUAGUAUAUGCCAUAUGCCGUACUGAUAUUAAGUCUAUGUGAUAAAAAAGGGAAAUAUCUCAACUCAAACAUGAUGUCUGUGUGAGACAUUAUUAUUUACCUGUACAUCAAUAAUAGGCAUUAUCCUGCUGAGUUUGAGACCACUGACAUCGCUCCAGUCAAAUCCCCUGUCAUCUACUUCUUCAUCUGUGAUCAUGUACAGUAUAUUCAUGACUGCCCCUGGCCGGUGAAAAGCCACUUCAACAUGUCAUUACUGAUGAAGGCUUAAGAUGAUAAUAAUGAAUAACAAUAAUCAUAAUAAUAAUAAUUAUUCAUUGUACUUAUGAAGUGCUUUUAAAGAACUUGAAGAGGCUUUACAUGAAACUAUAGUACACUCACGCUCUGGUCACCUCAUUAAAGUGUGGACUGAUAUUAAACUGGAUAUACUAUUUGUACCUUUAAGUGCAAGCAAUGUACAAACUAUGUUUUUGAGAUGAUAGGAAAUAAACAAAUUGUACUCAU
Messenger RNA from Oncorhynchus mykiss (rainbow trout), 5519 nucleotides. It is a transcript of the gene rab3c, whose product is annotated as RAB3C, member RAS oncogene family. Gene Ontology annotation, molecular function: GTP binding; GTPase activity. Lineage: Eukaryota; Metazoa; Chordata; Actinopteri; Salmoniformes; Salmonidae. The record is from RefSeq and is a predicted model, not a curated record.